UACAGCACUCUGGACUCAAUCAGAUGGGGGGUAAAAAGAGGAGGGCAGAGACAGAAGUUUGACAUACCGAAGACAAAGACCACAGCAACUGGAAGCUUCAGUUAUUUCCACCAUCAUCUCUGCGCUACUUCGUCCACAGCAACAAUUUGAUCGGUGGAUUGGAGAAGACGACAGAAGAUUUAAGACGCAAUCUUUUCUACUGACAUCUCAGGAUAUCUGACAGAAGCCAAAAGCAAAGCUGCAGGAAACCAAUUUAUCACCUAAAGAGAUAAGGCUUCAGAGGGGAACCUCCAAGAAGAUCUCAAAGCCUGUGUCAACUUCACUCUGGAGAACUGGAAAGGAACAGUUGAAGGAAUAAAAGCAGAACGAAAGAGCUUCAUUAAAGUGUGCAGGGAGUGCACAAGUCUGGCUGACAGACUGGUCACAAGUCUUCUGCAGAAGAAGUGAGAAAAGCAGCAAAAAUCUGGAGGAGGAACAGCAAGAGGUCCACCGGGCCCCACAGCACAACUUUGUUAUGAGUAUGACUGGUACUCUCGAGAGGGGGGCACACCAUCAGGCCUUGGAUUUGUCUGAGGAACUGCCACCUCACCAUCACCACACCAACCACCACCAGCAGCAGCAUCUUCACCAUUCCAACUCCCUGGCAUCCACCACGGCUGUGGGUGGAGGGAGAGAAACACCUUCACGUGUGGUUGUGCCUCCUCCUUAUUCUGCAGCCGAGAGUGGCGGCGGGGGAAGCGAGGCUCCUCUGGAGCUGCGGGGAUCUCUCGACUGCUGGGCCUGCUCGGUGCUGGUGACCGCUCAGAACGUGCUGAUCGCCGCAAUCAACGCGUGCCUCGCUGGACUGGUGUUCGGGAUCAUCCUGACACCAGCCAUCGUCAUGGUUGUGUUUGGCUUCCUCUGUCACUCUACAGUGCGCCCCCAUGGAACUACACCCUACUGCUCAGACCUACUGACCGAUGGAGGCUGUGUGGCUUUGCUGGUGGUGGGCUUCCUCUUGGUCACCCCUCUGCUAGUCCUGGCGCUGGCUGCAUACUGUCGUCUGGCCCGACACCUCCAGCUGGGCCUGUGUUUCAUUCCAUACAGCCGGGCCGUGUACAAGAACCUCCCGGCCACCCAGCAUCGUGGCCUGGGCACGGGCUGCUGCGGGGGUCGAGAUGCUGCUGAUGGCGGUGGAAAGGGGAAGGUCUGGGUGUGAGAUGACAGUGAGCUGGGUAAAGGGGAAAAGAAAACAGGGUGAGAAAAGACCUUUAGAUUAAGCGAAGGGGCACGAACAAAAAAAGAGGGGUUAAGAAACGGCAGCAGAUGUCAGGAAAAUUGAGAUAUGUGAACGAUAAUUACUAUAAAAACCAGCUCUUACAGACACUUACAUGAUGGUCUGGUUUAUUUGUAUGUGUUUAAAUAAUUGAGAGGAAGCUGGAGAUCUAAAAAACAUCAAAUCCCACAAAGGUUGUACUGACACUUCACAGCUGUAUCCUGUCACAUUUAUGUUAUAAUGAGAAACAUUUAUAUGUCUAGUGUAGUUUUCUUUUUAGCUGUUGCAAACUGUGACUGCAUUCUCUUGCAUGUUUUGUUUCCUUUUUUAAAUAAACAAAGCUACGAGAGUU
Messenger RNA from Pelmatolapia mariae (spotted tilapia), 1607 nucleotides. RefSeq names its product transmembrane protein 88 b (gene tmem88b). Lineage: Eukaryota; Metazoa; Chordata; Actinopteri; Cichliformes; Cichlidae. The transcript has 3 exons. Bases 515 to 1198 code for a protein of 227 amino acids. The record is from RefSeq and is a predicted model, not a curated record.